Messenger RNA from Didymodactylos carnosus, 1845 nucleotides. The record is from the annotation of a GenBank genome assembly. NCBI's taxonomy places the organism in Eukaryota, Metazoa, Rotifera, Eurotatoria, Philodinida, Philodinidae.
AUGAACGGUGGCGGUGGGCCGAAUUCAGGUACAGGAAACUCACAGGUGCGAAAAAUACGUCCUAAUUUUGGACCAACCUCGUCACACAUAGGAACAGGCAGCACAACACAAAAUACAGGAUCGUCAACAACAUUGGGUUCACAUUAUCAAAUUGGAAGAAUACUAGGGAGUGGCAAUUUUGGAGAAAUUCAUCUUGGCAGGAAUACAGAAAAUCAUGAACAUGUCGCCAUCAAACUAGAGCAAUCAUCAACACGUACACCACAAUUAGCGCAUGAAUACAGAUAUUAUAAUGUAUUAGGAAAACAUGACGGAAUACCAAGUGUUUAUUAUUAUGGUCAAGCGGGUCCCUGUAACGCGUUGGUAAUGGAAUUAUUAGGGCCGUCAUUAGAAGACCUGUUCGAUUUAUGUAAAAGAGAGUUUACAUUGAAAACUGUAGCAAUGAUUGCAUUACAGUUGCUGGAUCGAGUUGAAUAUGUACAUUCGAAGAAUUUGAUUUAUCGUGAUAUCAAACCAGAGAAUUUCCUAAUUGGACGAGGAUCCACGGUGAGUAAUAAUCGAACUCAUAUUAUCCAUAUGGUUGAUUUUGGAUUAGCCAAAGAAUAUAUCGAUUCAGUCACAAAAGAACAUAUACCAUACCGUGAACAUAAAAGUUUAACUGGCACAGCAAGAUAUAUGUCUAUUAAUACACAUGCAGGACGAGAACAGAGUCGGCGUGAUGAUCUCGAAGCAUUAGGCUAUAUGUUUAUGUAUUUUCUUCGUGGAAGUCUCCCUUGGCAAGGGUUAAAAGCUGAUACAUUAAAAGAACGUUAUCAGAAAAUUGGUGAUACGAAACGUCUUACAUCAAUUGAAGUAUUGUGUGAGGGUUAUGCACGUCAGUUCGCAAUAUAUUUACGCUAUGUUCGUGACUUAAAAUUCUUUGAUACUCCAAAUUAUGAACAUUUGAGAAAUUUAUUUCGUAACGUAUUGAGCGAAAAUAACUUCGUAAAUGACAACGAGUUUGAUUGGGUACGCUGUUUACAAGAACAUCGUUUGAACCGUAAUAAAGGAGGUACCACAACAAAUCCACCAACCACAAAUCGUGCUGUAACAACAACAACUCCCACACAACCUGGUCCAGCCAAUACUGUCAUUUCUCAAAUAAAUAAAAACAAUCAUAAUAAUACCACAAACAAUGCUAACCGUAAUCAUCAUCAUUCACAUUCGUUCUUGGCUGCCGGAAAAUUAGCUGAUACAAAGAAAAAACCCACAACUGCGCAUACAAUAAGUGUUGGUUCGAUAACCAACAAUAAUAAUAAUAAUCAUUCUAAUUCAACGUCAAUGAUGCCAUUAACUAAUGGUUUGAAUAAGUCAUCAAUGUUACCCAUACGUUCAACAAAUACAACAACGGCCACAUUAAAUGGAGGAUCAAAAACAACUUUAUCACAAACAACAACAAGCGCCAGUUAUAAUCAACAGCAAAAACAACAGUUUCAGUCUUCUAGCACCUAUUCCGUCUCCAGAGAAAAUCGACCAAAUCCUGUUCUGGGUCCACCGACUAAACGUCGAGGAGUUAUUCCACCACCGCCUCAUCCAUCAUUAACCACAGCACCACUCUAUUACACGCAUUUGUCAAAUUUUAAUCACAAUACGAAUAACAACAAUAAUAAUAAUAAUAAUAAUAAUAAUAAUACCAAUAACAAUAAUAACAAUAAUAAUAAUAAUAAUAGUAAUAAUAAUAAUAAUAAUAACACCAACAACAGUAAAGAUGUGCAACAAAUGCUAACAUCAAUCGCGACUGAGCCAACAUGUUGUUUUUUUAAGCGUAAAGCUAAGCGUGCGUUACAAUUAUCAUCGAGACGAUCCUAG